UUUUUCAGUUAUAGUUUAUGGAAGUUGGGAAAUUAAGAUCAAUGUUUUCUCUGCCAUAUUACAGACACAUAACUUUUGUUACAUCCGCUAUUGCCAGCUCUUUUUUAAUCUCAAAUAAAAAAAUAAAUAAGUAUUUUUCAUUUCAUUUCGUUAAUGCACAGACUAAACAAGAUACUGUGAUGAUACAAGAUGGUAAGCAAGAUAAAGAAGCUGUUCAAUUUACUAAUCAAGUUAGCAUUCUGAAAAGUAAUAAAAAACAGAAAAACAUAUCGAAAAUUUUAAAAUCUCAAGAAUUUAGCAGAAAAAUUGAUAGCAAUUUUUAUAGUCCAGUUUCUUGGUUUGAAACAAAUCAUUACAGUGCAAAUAAUCCCAUUGAAGACAGACACUGUGAAUGCUCUCUUUUAAAGAACAAUGCUUUUUUUUUUGGCAUUUUUGAUGGUCACAGUGGCUGGCACUGUUCCGAAAGUUUAAGGUUAAACCUUCCUCUGUAUGUCUCAUUAGCCUUUUCAAAUGACAAUCUUCUUAAAGAUUUUAACUCAGGAAAGUUAUCUCAAAAAGAUUUUGUUCAAUACUUAGGAAAUCCUGAUGAUAAUUGCCUAACAUUUGCUACUCCAAAUGGUUAUAAAAGCAAACAAGAUAAGUUAAAAACUGGUCCUUGUAACUUUGCACAAUUUAUGAAUACAGAAAAAUACAGCACAAGUGAAAUUUUACAAUAUGCUUAUUUGUCAAUGGAUAGAGAUAUAACACUAGAGGCUAUACCUGAUGGUGAAUGCAUUGAACCAAUAUGGACAGGCCUGUCAGGAUCUGUUGCCAUAGGAGCUUACAUAAAAGAAAAUGAUGUUUUCGUUGCAAGCACAGGUGACUGUAGAGGUGUUCUUGGAGUUAAAUCAGAUCAAAAAUUAUGGUUAUCUAUUCCUUUGAGUGAAGAUCAUACAGCAGAUAAUAUAAAUGAGGUUUUGAGAAUAAAAAAGGAACAUCCAAACGAAGAACAUACUGUUAUUUUACAAUCUCGUUUACUUGGGCAACUUCAACCUUUGCGUUCAUUUGGUGAUGUUAUCUACAAAUGGUCAAAAGAAUUACAUCGACAAGUUUUAGAUAUCAUAUAUGGAUAUGCUGUUGUUCCUAUUUCAAUUUACAAGAGUCCCCCUUACUUGACAGCACAACCCGACAUAAUGCAUAAAAUACUUAAUAAAGAUGAUCGAUUUAUUAUUUUAGCAUCUGAUGGGUUGUGGGAUACUGUUUCAAAUGAUCAAGCAGUUCAGAUUAUUGGAAAAUAUUUAGAUAAUUUAGAAAAUGGAAUUAAAGAUGAAGAAAAUGGUGCUACUAAAUUAAUAAGAUAUGCUUUGGGUCAAGGAGACAAUGAUAGAUUAUAUAGUAUGCUAGAAUUACCUCAAAAAGUCAAGCGUAACUAUCAUGAUGACAUAACUGUGACUGUCAUAUACUUUGAUUCUAAAUUGUUUCCAUGUAACUCUAAGUUAUAAAGAUUAAAUAGAUGAAUAUUUUUGUAUACGCUUAAAUUUAAAGCUAAAUUGUUAAAAAAGCAAUUAAAUAA
Messenger RNA from Hydra vulgaris (swiftwater hydra), 1552 nucleotides. RefSeq names its product pyruvate dehydrogenase [acetyl-transferring]-phosphatase 2, mitochondrial. Gene Ontology annotation, cellular component: mitochondrion. NCBI's taxonomy places the organism in Eukaryota, Metazoa, Cnidaria, Hydrozoa, Anthoathecata, Hydridae. The record is from RefSeq and is a predicted model, not a curated record. Gene Ontology annotation, molecular function: [pyruvate dehydrogenase (acetyl-transferring)]-phosphatase activity. Gene Ontology annotation, biological process: protein dephosphorylation.